Molecule: messenger RNA, 3676 nt
Organism: Diaporthe batatas
Lineage: Eukaryota; Fungi; Ascomycota; Sordariomycetes; Diaporthales; Diaporthaceae
Exons: 3
Coding region: 216-1817 (533 amino acids)
Biological process (GO): mRNA splicing, via spliceosome
Cellular component (GO): catalytic step 2 spliceosome
Molecular function (GO): mRNA binding; protein binding
Source: RefSeq, a predicted model, not a curated record
CUGAGAGCAGGCCUGCCUGCCUGCCGCGGCUGCCACUUUCUAGGAAUUGCAGAGCACUUAGGGUAAAUAAGCAGGGACCCUGAUAGUGGCUAUCCGAAUGUGAAUGCAAACAAGUUCUUGGUCCUUACUCUUGCACGGCGUCACAAGCGCCUCCACGUUCUGACCAACGAGACCAAAUUUCCAACCUGAAAAUCCGAAGUCCUGAAAACAUCAGUAUGGCCGACUUUGGCGCAUAUCCGCCAAACAUGGCGCCUCAAGACGCCCUCAUCGUCCGACAAGAAGCCGAGCCGGACCAUGCAGUCGUUCCCUACACUGGCGAAGACCUCGCGCGACCUAAAGUUGGGCCUGCCAACCCCUUUCGCGACGAGGCCGCCCACCCUUCUCUCAAGCGCAAGAACGUACUGACAGGAUAUGCGACCGAGACAUAUCUGAGCGAGCAUGCCUUUCGAGCCAAACAUCGCGCGGUAGAACGCGGCGAGGGUCCAGAGAGGGAAGACAAGAGCGGCAAGCAGAUCAAGGAGGAGGCUGCUGCCAUCCGAGCAAAGAGGGAGGGUAAGGGCAGCGCGCUUAUUGCGGAGGGCGAUGGCGAGUACAAGGGGCCCUGGGCAAAGUACAAGAGAACCGAGUAUGAGGAGGUCGACGAGGAGGCGCAACUGGGCAGCGAUGAGGAAUACGAGAUCGUCUACGAGGACGAGGACGGGGAUGAUGUGGUUCAGAGUGGCGCUGUGGUUGCCGCACCCACAGAGGCAUUGGCAAGGCGGAAAGCAGUCGAGGAGCUGGGCGACGAGACCACGACGUUCCACGGCGAGAGCGAGUACGAUUACCAGGGCCGGACGUACAUGCACGUUCCACAAGAUUUGGACAUCGAUCUGCGGAAGGAACCGGGCAGCAUAACGAACUACAUUCCUAAGAAGAUCGUGCACACAUGGAAGAACCACACCAAGGCCGUCACAUCGCUGCGGUUCUUCCCACACAGUGGUCACCUGUUGCUGUCUGGCUCGGCGGACACGACAAUCAAGAUCUGGGACGUCUACCACCAGAAGGAGCUGCUGCGGACAUUCUCUGGCCACUCCAAGGCCAUAUCAGAUCUGUCUUUCAACAACGAUGGCACGAGGUUCUUGUCCGGGUCGUAUGACAGGCAGAUGAAGCUCUGGGACACCGAGACUGGAAAGUGCAUCAGCAAAUUUAGCACGGGCAAAACCCCACACUGCCUGGUUUUCAACCCGACAGCCGAACACGGCCACGAGUUUCUGGCUGGCAUGUCCGACAAGAAGAUCGUUCAGUUCGACACGCGUGCGGGCAACGAGACUGUCCAGGAGUACGACCAUCACUUGGCAGCUAUCAACACCAUCACCUUCACACAAGACGGUGACCGUUUUAUGACGACGUCGGACGACAAGUCCCUGCGAGCGUGGGACUACAACAUCCCAGUCCCCAUCAAGUACAUCGCCGAGACAUACAUGUACCCGAUGACGCGGUCUGCCCUGCAUCCUUCUGGAAAAUACGUUGCAUACCAAUCUUCCGACAACCAGAUUGUUGUGUAUAACGCGAACGACAAAUUCCGCCAGAACCGCAAGAAGAGCUACCGAGGGCACAACAACGCGGGAACGGCAAUCGACAUCGACAUCAGUCCCGACGGACAGUUCAUUGCCAGCGGUGACACGGCGGGAUACCUUGUCUUCUGGGACUGGAAGACGUGCAAGAUGUACCACAAGAUCGAGACGAAGGAUCCUGUCACUUGUGUGAAGUGGCACCCCCAGGAGACAUCCAAGCUGGUUUCAGCAGGAGCAGAUGGUGUUAUUCGGUACUGGGACUAAGAGAGAGCAUUGCGAGGCGUUGGUUUCACCUUGCUGGACUCUUUUGCAUCUCUCAAGGGCACGGGAAACACAUUUAGCGCCUGACACUAGUCUAUCACCCAUCAAGUUGCCUCCUCCACCUCUUCACAGGCGUCGGCCCCAGGAUGUGGUUCAUCGUCUUCUGUCUCUGCAUCUCGAAUCCAGGCGCCAUGGUCAUCUCAUAUUUGUGUAUUAUGCUUGCCACACAGACGGUCUGCUCCAGGUACGAGAUGUUACGACCAAUGCAACCCUAAAGCAUCCAGAGUCGGCUAUCCGAAUAUCAGGAAGCAACAGCUCCAUACAAACAUGAUAGCGCUAUGUCUGGGCUAUGGAACGAGGACACCAGCGGUCGGGAAUGUGCUUUUAAGGCUCAUAGGAGACGCUCUCGUCGCGGUGGGCGACCAUGGCAGAGAUGCUUACGGUGGUGCUUGCGACGAUCCACUGGCCCAUGAUCAUGGAGCACUCUGGCGGUGUGGCGCGGGGCAGGGCGCGGGGCGUGGGCGGGACGAGACCCAGGGACUCGUCGAAGCAGGCGCGCAGGCAGGGGAGGUGCUUGACCUUGUCGUAAGGGGCGACCACCGGGUCGAGGACUGCGUCGAGCUCCUCGCGGAGGCGGCGCAGGCACUCGGGGUUCUCGAGAAGCUGGCAGGUGACGUUGGCGAUGACGAUGACGGUGGUGACGCUACCGGCGUUCAUCAUGAUGUUGACCUUGGCCAGGAUCUCACCCCACUCGAGCAGGUCGGGCGAACCCGACUCGUGCAGCUUCUAGCCGGCGCGGUACCACUCAAGACGCUUGUUGCCGCGGCCCAGGGUCAUGUUGUCCCAGCCACGCGAGGAAUCAUCCAUGCACCGGUAGAAGGGAAUCACAUUGGCGGUCCUGUUAGGACCAGAUAAGGAGGGACUGCAUGCGGGUGGUGGGUUACAGGCACCCGCGCAGGUUGGUCUCGUGCGUGGUGCCGUCCUUGCGCUGGGUGACGACGCGGUCGGUGCCCUGGUCCAGGGAGCCGAGGCGGUCGCUUAACCCGAUGGCAGCGAUGGCAUCGAGUGCGAGGAACUUGGUCGACAUGCAGUAGUCGAUGCUGAGCUCAUCCGGGGCCGGACGAGAGGGUAUUGGGUCCGGACCGCAGGAUGGGUCGGUCCUUGUGCAGCACUGCCAGGCGCCUUGACCGGUCGCCCGAGUGCGCCAGGAUCGUGAAGGGGACAUUAGACAUGCCGGUAAGAGGGCUGAAGUUGGAGGCCCUCACAGGCCUGAGCGGGACUGUCAGCUCGUGAUUGCUAUUUUCCUGUCCAGGGACUCUGAUCUUCCUUACCUUCAGGAUCUCGGAUGUGCUCUACUACAAAAGGGUAUUCAAUGAACUUGGAGAAGAGCAACAACAGCAGGGCGGCGGCCUAAGGGGCCCCCAUGACGAUGGUGGGAUCUGGGCGUGUCUUCUUGUUCAAGGAAAGAAGCUGAGAGAGGGCAUAUGGCCGAUGUGUCAUGAGGUAUAAGGUCCGAGGUUAGAAGCUUGUGGCUGAUGAGGAACUACACGUCUAAGCAGAGCCUCUUGGAAUCAACAGGGACUCCUUGGGAUGAUGAUGGGGCUGGAACGAGAAGAGAAGGAAUCUUGCCAGAAAAGCACAUUCACAACGGGCACUACGCAGCAUGGGCAUCGUCUCAAUAAAUAUUCACGAUCUGUGGUCAUCCUUCAUCUUCCUCUCCGGCGCCCGGUGAUGUUAGCCAUCGGGUCGUUGGUGUAACGGGUACGAAGCUCCCAACGGUUCCAUGGAGAUGGUGCCCUGCUUUGGUAGAUUCGGUAUAAUUUGAGACACGCAGAUGGCACGGAUCUAUCUAGGCUAUUGAC